GUGCAACAUACUCUCUCUGCUCUAAAGCAUAUCUCUACCUACAACUACUUUACUCAAUCAUUAAUCAUGUCUGAAUCAGCAUCAACAGUCAAGCCAGCCGCCACCAAGAAGGCCGCCGCCUCCGCCGCCACCGGUGAGAAGAAGGUCAUCAAGAAGAAGAACCCCAACGCCAAGUCUGUCUCGCGUUCGGGCCGUGCCUCUAUCAUCUUCCCAGUGUCCCGUAUCGAGCGUCUGCUCCGUGAGGGCCGUUACACUGCCCGUGUCGAAUCCACUGCCCCAGUCUACUUGGCCGCCGUCUUGGAGUACUUGGUGAUCGAAAUUCUCGAGCUUGCCUUCAACACCUGCGAGCAGGGUGGCAAGACCCGUAUCACUCCACAGCACAUCAACCACGCUGUUGGAAACGAUGCCGAGCUGAACACCGUCUUCUCCAAGGUCAUCAUUGCCCAAGGUGGUGUCAUCCCAAGCACCACCCACUUCCCAACCAGCAAGAAGAAGAGCACCAAGUCAUCCUCC
Acytostelium subglobosum LB1 is the source of this 513-nucleotide messenger RNA. RefSeq lists its product as hypothetical. Lineage: Eukaryota; Evosea; Eumycetozoa; Acytosteliales; Acytosteliaceae. The record is from RefSeq and is a predicted model, not a curated record. The annotation marks the transcript as partial. Gene Ontology annotation, cellular component: nucleosome. Gene Ontology annotation, molecular function: protein heterodimerization activity; DNA binding; structural constituent of chromatin. The transcript has a single exon.